AACCACUCACUCUUUCACCACCAGGCUAAAAGUAAUGCAAACUACUCCCUGUGUGCAACGGGUGAAAUUUCUAAUUUGCUCCCGUCAAAAAAAUAUGUGUUUCCCACUUGGUCAAAAUUUUGCCGUGUUGAGGAUUCUUUAAGCUGAAAAGUUUGCUACACUUUUUAAAAAGUUGUACCUUCCGGUGAUAUCAAUUACGGGUAUUACUUUGUUCGAGGAGUGUUCCCACGCCUAGUUAAAUUUGGUUUAUCGGCGAUAUUAGCUAAAUAAACUGUUCACAUUUUGUUGCAUACCGGAGAUAUCGUUUUGGAUCCUCGUGUAGCUCAAUACCAUAUCCGACAUGUCAUUUUUAUGGAUUUUGUCGACCCAUAAUUAGUGCUUUACCAGUUCCUUAAUUACCAUAGUUCUUGAUAGUAUAAUUCAUCCAGUAAUUCGUACCACGUGUUAUUGUUGAAUGUGUCAAGUAGUUUCAUAGUUAUUGGAUUCAGAGAUAAUAAAAUUAGUCCGCCAAGAAAAUGCAGCCGCCGCCGAUGAGAAAGGGCCCCUACCUGAAGGUUCUGACAAAUGUUCAUAAGGAACAAAUCGCUCGACUUCAAGCCAAAAAUCAGCAUGAGUGCGACUUGUUGGAAGACAUCAGGAGUUUUACAAAGCAACGAUCUGCCAUUGAAAAAAGCUACGCAGAAGCUCUUUUAAAAAUUUCCAAUGCCUACCUCAAUAAGAAAAUUCCAUCAAUUCCCGACCUGCGGGACGACGAUGGCGAUGAGCAAUGGAAUGUCUGGAACGUUUGGCGAACCGUUCUUGAGGAGAAUGAAAAGUUGGGAAAGGCUCGCUUGGCCGCAGUGGAAGUAUUUCAACAGCAAAUCACGGACGAUGCCAAAGCAGUCCGACAAGUAAAGUUGUCCUCAAGCAGAAAGUGUUUGGACCAGCUUUCCGUGAUUCAGAAAGAAGUGCAAUACUCGGUGGCGGAGCUGGACAGAAAUAAAAAGCUGUAUUUCGAAGAAGAGCAUCUCGCACAUGAUGUCAGAGACAGGAUGAAGAAGAAGAAGGGGUCCAUCUUCUCUUCCCUCACAUCCCUGAAGAGAGAAAGCGUCAAGAGAGCCAAGGGGAAGGAAGAUCAAAAAGUGUCCUCAAAGAAGGACGCGUGCGAAGAAAAGUCGACUGGGGCGAGGAAUGACUACUUGAUAGCUCUCGCCAUCGCGAAUGCGCAUCAAGAUCACUAUUACAACGUGGACUUGGAUGGAACUCUGAAAAGUUUGGAGGCCGAGGUGUACAGCAAGUUGAAGGAAUAUUUGACUGUGCUCAGUCGAACUGAGCUUUUAACUUGCUCCGCCGCCCAGAACUCCUUUUCGAAAAUCCGUGACCAAGCUCAAAGGUUAUCAAGGGAGUACAAUGUCAUGUGCUGUGUGCAGUAUUAUCCAGUUCUCAAGCAGCAUAUCCGCUACCCUUUCGAACCCUGUGACGGGGAUAGUUGUACAAAAAUUACUUGCGAUCAUGGUGCAGGGGCCAUUUUAUCACGUGAAGCGAAACGCUGGGCAACCAAGAUAGGAAAAGAGGUCAAAACAGCGAAAGAAAGUCAAAAGAAGCUGAACUCUCUUCAACAAAUGAGGGAUGCGGGCAAUAAGGCGGAUCCGGAUGAUCCAAAUGGGCCCGACUUGGAAACAAAGAUAGAAGAAUUACGCGACAUUAUUCGUAGAGCACUGGCGGAGAAAGCGAAGGCGGAAGGUGUAAUUGAAUGUCUUCGAGAUGGUGACGUAAAUGUGGACGAAUGGAUGCAAGAUAUUGAAAAUUUGACCAUCGACAUGGCUAGAUCUGCGAGUUCUACCUCAAUUAAGACGGAGGAUGGGUCUAGAGUCUGCUUUAUGAAAGUCGGAGGGGAACGAGUUGAAGCCUCGUUCGAUAGCGACCUCAACGAUACAUCAGAGAAUAGGGAAGGCGAGACCUCAUCGGCAGAACCACCCGAGAGAGAAGAGGAUAUUGAAGCACAAUUUGAGAUGGAGAGGAAAAAGAUCGAAGCGUUAUCCGCCAUGACGUGGGACGAUCCCAUCGCUGUGGACUGGGGUGAUGCUGCCGCAGAAGAACCUGAGCCAACCCCACCACCAAAUGUGGAAAUUAGUCAAGAUCAUAGCCACCCACAUUACGAAAUCACUCAGGAUGUGGCUGGCAUAAAAUGUGUUGCAAUAUACACAUACGAGGCUGCCAAUCCGGAUGAGCUGAGCAUCGUGGAGAACGAGCACUUGGAGCUGAUGGGUGAUCCUGGUGACGAGGAGAGUGGCUGGGUCCGGGCUCGAAAUUACAAAGGCGAGGAGGGCUACGUGCCCCAAAAUUAUGUCGAGGUCGAAGCUGAAGGUGAGGGAAGUACCACUGCGUCAGGUUUCCCUCUCCAACCCCAAAUUUCCUUUUCCUCAGUGGACUAUCACGUGCAAGAGAAGGCCGUGCCAACGACGGAGGAUGUCACAGAGGAAGGCAGGAUGAAGGCGAGCGGUGCCAUUUCAAACGGCUACAUGAUGGAUCAGAAUGAGGAUGAGAAUCAAAACUUGCCCCAAGACGGUACCCCAACUGUUCCUACGUCCGUCUCUUCAGGAUUGACCACCCCCUUCAUUAACGAACUUCGACAUGGAGACGUUGGAGAAUUUUGCCGAGCGUUAUACGACUAUGAGGCCACAGCCCCAGAGGAAAUCUCAUUUAGCGAGGGCCAGAUAGUAAAAAUAUUGAGACGAGAUUACGACGGAUGGUGGGAAGGAGAGUACGACGGAAUGACUGGAGUUUUCCCUGAAAUUGUAGUUGAAGAAUGCCGUUGGGAUGGGGAACCACUUUCACCAAUGGACGAGGAUGAUGAGAUUGACGAGGACGAUAUUUCCGACUCUGGAAUUUUACCUCCUUGCUACACUCCACCCGAAAUUCCGUCUCAUCUGCUUCCUCCGGAAAAAGUAGUGGUGACCCAGCCCACCCCAGAGAUUGAACGUUCCGAUGAGCAUCAACCUCAUUCUGAGGAUGACAUGGUCGAACCACCUCGGCAAAGAGAACUAGGUGAGGACACGGACGAGGAGGAGGAUCAAAUUAAGCAACCUGUGGAAAAAUCGGCAUCCUCGACAAGUACUCAAGCCGCUCCACCCCCUCCUGUCAUAGAACCGCCAGCCAUUGCAGUAGAGAGCUCGUCUUCGUCCUCUUUUGGCUUUGAAAUGGAACUGAGUGGGGACCGACAGCGACAAUACCAGGCCAAUUUUACCUCUGACUCGACCAGAGAUCCAGAAAUUGUCGUGACUGAAAUGCCAGGGAUCAUGGUGACGAUGGAACCUGACGACCCUGACCAUGAGGAGGAGGCUCAGGGAGGUGACUCAGGUUUAGACGUUGCUCAAAUCGUGAUAACGGCCGCAACGCCCAUGACCGACGAUCAUGUCCCACUUCCCGGCGAGUCCUCUGACAAAGGAGUCGAAGGUGAAGGAGCAGAUCCACCCACGGCAGAGGAGGAUGUCGUUGACCAUGCCACGGCCCCGGCAACCACCGCUGCUGAACCUGUCCAAGCAGACCAAAGUAAAAAUUCACCCUCCGAUGAAAGCAACGAGGAAGAAGAGGUUCCCGACUAUUUCCCCCGAGUUCCAACCCAACCACCACCACCUCCUCCUCAAAAGGAAGCAACUCCCGAAGAAGAGGAGGAAGACGGUGGUGGCGGGGGAGGCGGAUGGGCCGCGUUUGACGACAACUUUCCAAAAGAUCCGAUCUCCUCAGUCCCUCGAGUUGUUGAGGUUGAGGUUAAAGAAACAAAAAUUGAGCCAAAGAAAGCCAGUCUUGACAUCGACGAGAAAGAAAAGGCUCGAAUUUCUUUAGGAGAAAGUAACGAAAGUCCAGUAACACCGGAAGAAUUGGAUGUUCAAAACCUUGCAAAGUUGGAAUCUCUCAAGGAAUCCGAUGCUUGAAGAUGCACCCUCGUAAAAAUCUAUGUAGUAUUUAUCAUCACAAUCACAUCAUUGAUGGCAAAGUAGAAUGCGGAGGAGAGUGAAAGCUGCGCUAAUGACGACGAACACGACGAAUAUCAAGAGUAGAAAGUAGUGGCUGCAUAUAAAUAGCUCACAUAUUAGCAGACAUACCUAGAAGUCAUCCAUAAAUUAGCUUACGCCCUAAAUUAUUAUCCGCGUGUCUUACUAUGGAGAGAAGAAAUUAACCGUUGUAUUAAUAAAUGCAUUAUGGGCCAGCGAAUACGAGUACGAGUAUAAUAAAUACAAACAUUAGCUGAAAACAACAUCAGCAGAGACAUAUGUAGCUGCAACCCUUCAGUAGAUUAAGAUUAUACACAAAUUUACUUUUGUAUAUGGUGACCAGAGAAAAUUAAGGUACAUAGAACCGUAUAACUAAUGGUACAUAUGUAACUAAUUUACUACUAGUAAGCGACAUGGGAAGCAGAAAUGACAUAGUAUUCCUGAUACUUAAAAAUAUCCAAGGAAUCUAGAUUUCUGUUGAAUGUCUAAGAUUUAUCUCGAUAAGGAAUUAGCUGUUUGGUUGUCGUUUCUUGAAUUGACUUUUGAUGGAGAUCAUACCAAAUCUUGUGUGCUUCCAAGAUUUUAGGUGGUUGCGACCACUGGAUAGUUCACAUUUUCUCAUUUUUCUUCCUUCCUUCAUUCCAAUAAUAUUUAUUGCUCGCCAAAAAGGGAAAAAUCAGGCAGGAAGAGAGAGUUCCUUCAUAAUCAUAAUCAGAUCAUUUAUGGUGCAAAGAAGUUCGACAAAGCGAGUUGGCAACUGAAUGUUCAAGCAAAUAUGUAUUUACAUAAAUACGAUACGUUCAUAUUUUUAUUAAUCAUGUACUAGUUAAUGCACAAUAUUUACGCCUUUAUUCCCAUCGAUAAUCAAUCAAAUCACUUUGUGGUUGAUUUUCACAAUAACUUUUUCCAAUUGUGAAUCAGACCUGUGUUCGAAAAAAAUCUCAACCAUUAUCACAGUUCAACCAUUGUCACCUUAUAUUGCUUGACAUUAAUGAAUAUGUACAUACAUUUUCCCAUUCUUAACUUAAUUAUCUUAUCUCAAUUUAAUAGAGAGAUUAUUAAGAUUGUCUCAUAAUUUGCAUCACAAGUAACUGAAACAAUCAUUCAUAAUAAAGCACAGUCUUAUUGUUCUUAGUCAAACUCCAAAGACAAAAACUCAACAAGUCCCUGGCAAUAGUCUGCAUAAUACAUAAAGCCUUCCGAAUUAUCAUCGGAUUGAUAAUUCACCUUUUCAACCUAGCCAGACAACUCGGUAACCAGUACCAGACAUAGCAAAUAAAUAAAUCUAUAUAUAUGUAUACAUAGCCCUAAAAUAAGAUAAAUUUCCUUUACGUACAGUAACAUUGUCGUUGCACAAACAAAUUUAAUGAUAUACGAGCCUUUGGAAGUAUGUAAAUGAAUAUAUUUAACAUAAAAAGAGGCUGCGGUCGGACGACUUAUUUUUAAAAGUCGUCUUUACAAGACAUCAAAAAAUUAAUCGCAACCACCAACAACACCAAAAUCCAUCUCUAUUUACCUAGAAAAUAAAAAAAUAAAUUUGUGUACUACUCAUCCUUACAAAUUUAGUGGCAUUAAAAAAAGUAAUUCACAACAAAUUAGACUGGUUCAUGUAAUACUAGACACGUGUAUAAAGUGGUGAAUGUAUAACCUUGUAAAAAGUAUGCAAUGAUGAUUACCAUGAAAUACUACAUUUAUUGAGAAUAUUUAAACCAUUACUUAGAAAAGUGCUUAGUUGGUAAAUUUAAAUUGUCAUCCAUUGUCUUAUCGUUGGUCGAUACGCUUCGUCAAGCUGGAAAUAUAUUUUUGAUGAAUGGUGUCAUUGCAUUACUUGUGAGUUACUAAAUUGCAAUUUUAUUCCUUCAACCUAUUAUAAAAUUAUAUUAUAAGUCAGACAUACUUACAUACCUGUAAUGUUAAUUGAGGCAAUAUAUACAUACAUAUGUACAUCGCCACAAACUAGUUAUAUUGAUACAACUGCAAUACAUAUGUAAAGAGGUAUCUGCAUUAAAAGACUAACCAUUAAUAUUACAA
Molecule: messenger RNA, 6005 nt
Organism: Folsomia candida
Lineage: Eukaryota; Metazoa; Arthropoda; Collembola; Entomobryomorpha; Isotomidae
Gene: nwk
Product: protein nervous wreck-like
Exons: 20
Coding region: 516-3914 (1132 amino acids)
Biological process (GO): neuromuscular synaptic transmission; regulation of actin filament polymerization
Cellular component (GO): recycling endosome; neuromuscular junction
Molecular function (GO): protein binding
Source: RefSeq, a predicted model, not a curated record